Molecule: messenger RNA, 942 nt
Organism: Hemisphaericaspora subhashii
Lineage: Eukaryota; Fungi; Ascomycota; Pichiomycetes; Serinales; Debaryomycetaceae
Exons: 1
Coding region: 1-942 (313 amino acids)
Source: RefSeq, a predicted model, not a curated record
AUGUUCAAUUAUUUACUGUUGUUUGUGCCUCUAUUAUUACUCGAUUCAUCGGUGGUGAGCACGGAAGUUAUUCCUAGAGGAGAAGAAACUCAAAUUCAAGAAAACUACUAUGUCAGUGAUGCAAUGCUGCUCCUUGAUGUCUAUACUGAUUACGUCGACAUCAAUCGCAUUAGAGUCUUUGACGGAGGACAAUUCUUCUACGUUUCAACAAUACCUGGUAUUCAUAUGGCAACUUCGUUCAAUAUUUCAGAACUCGCAAAUCUCUCAAAUCAAGGCAUUUGCUAUUUCGACCUUUCUGCCAGUGAAAGCCGGUUCCAGUCAGCUUACAUUAAUCGUAUAAUUAACAUUGGAACCAUGGUAUUUAAGGAUUUUCAUACAACAUGUCCUAUGAAAGUCGAUGACCUCCAUAAUGGUGCCAAUGGACUGACAUAUAUUGAAAAUACCAACUUGAAAGUAAUUGAACAAUUUUCCAACUUAGGGACAAUCUGCCUUGGACCCAAGUUAUCGCUCGCGGUUGAAAACGGUGCCCCGAUUAAGACCACAAAAGGGUGGAUCAAAUUAUCACCGGGGAACAUUGUUACUGUCCCAGGAGAUAUCCUGUCAAAUUUUUGCUUUCCUCAGGAAAAUGGUUAUCUUGAAAUUACCUCAAGUAGUGGUUCUGAUACCAUAACGUUGACAAAUUUUUUUGGUCAAAGCAAUAAGAUCUUCCUUAUAGACUCUGAAAACUACUCUUCGAAAGGAUCACUCGUCUACACCGACCCAUAUUUAAAAAUUACAUUGGAUGGGAAGUCAGUCUAUCGCUUUAAUAUAGGAAAGGGGUAUGCUUCACAAAGAUUCGUUAUGAUUCAUAUAGACGGCGGGUAUGAGAUUUUCUACGAUUAUCAUGUCGAUAAGCCACUGCCCUGUCCCUGUGAUUGUACGAUGCCAACAUAUAGUAAUUAA